Hyaena hyaena (striped hyena) is the source of this 1467-nucleotide messenger RNA. It is a transcript of the gene CCDC89, whose product is annotated as coiled-coil domain containing 89. Lineage: Eukaryota; Metazoa; Chordata; Mammalia; Carnivora; Hyaenidae. The coding region runs from base 142 to 1254 and encodes 370 amino acids. The record is from RefSeq and is a predicted model, not a curated record. The transcript has a single exon.
ACCUGUCCACCAAUCACGGGGCUGCUUACUGGAAAAAGCAACUGCUGGAGAGCGCUGGGAGUCCCUAGCAACACUCUGAGGCUUUUGAAUCUGAGGAGGAAAGACUGUGUAGUCAGCGGAUUGUGGAGGAGACCAGCGCCUAUGCCUCAGGAAGAAAAGACUGUCAGGAUGGACACUCCACACACUGAAAAACCAUUAGAUAAGCAGGACAAAAAACCAGAAACGCAGGAAGAGGAGAUGGAGUUUAAGGAACUGGAUGGUCUGAGGGAGGCCCUGGCAAAUCUCCGGGGACUGUCCGAGGAGGAGAGGAGUGAGAAGGCAAUGCUUUGCUCCCGCAUCCAAGAGCAGUCCCAGCUUAUCUGCAUCCUGAAGCGGAGGUCAGAUGAGGCCCUGGAGCGCUGCCAGAUCCUGGAGCUGCUCAACACAGAGCUGGAGGAGAAGAGGAGGCUAGAGGCUGAGAAGCUGAAAGCCAAGAGCAAGCAUGCCCAGAAGCUGGAGGAACGUUUUAUGACCCUGGCAGCCAACCACGAGCUGAUGAUCCGCUUCAAGGACGAACACAAGAGUCAGAACAUCAAGCUCAGGGAAGAGAAUGAGAAGCUGAGGCUGGAGAACAGCAGCCUCUUCAGCCAGGCUCUGAAGGACCAGGACGCCAAAGUGUGCCAGCUCACUGCCCGGAGCGAGGCACUCUCCAAGGAGCUGGAGAGCCUGAAACACAGGUGUGCUCAGGAUGCCCUCCAGGCACAAGCCAGAGAGAAGGAGCUGCUGGAGCUGCAGAGCCAGCAGGCCUGCGCCCACACCAAGGAGACAGAGCAGCUGCGGAGCCAGCUGCAGAGCGUCCAGCAGCAGCACCAGCAGGUCAUGGAGCAGAUGGCGGCGGCGGAGCGGGCGCAGGGCAGCCUGAACCAGGAGCUGCAGGCCAGACUGCAGACAGUCACGCGCGAGAAAGAUGAGCUGCUGCAGCUGUCCAUGGAAAGGGGCAAGGCGCUUCAGAACAAGCAAGCAGAGAUCCGCCAGCUUGAGGAGAAGCUGGAGAUGGCAGAUGCGGCCAGGAGGCAUGCACUAGAGAGGUUUGAACAAGAGGCUGUGGCCGUGGACAGUAACUUGAGAGUGCGAGAACUCCAGCGCAGGGUCGAUGGGAUCCAGAAGGCCUAUGAUGAACUCAGGCUGCAGUCUGAAGCCUUCAAAAGGCACAGCCUGAGCCUUUUAAGCAAGGAGAGAGAACUCAAUGCCAAGCUCCGCCAUCUCUUUCCAUAGGAAGCUUCUGUUUCUUCUUUUCUCUAAUUUAGAAUUUAAAUAUUUGUGCGUUAGCAUUAUGUUUACUAUACUUUUAAGCACAAAAAGGAGCUCGAAAAAAAGCUGCUUUACUACCAUAUUGUGGUUGUUAACUAUUGCAAGUCUAACACUAAUUUUCAGUCUUACCACCUAGAAUACAGAAGAUUUACCUGAUUUCUUUCUGUGCCUUUGAAA